This is a messenger RNA of Lycium barbarum (goji berry), 1621 nucleotides long. RefSeq lists its product as uncharacterized. Gene Ontology annotation, molecular function: protein binding. The coding region runs from base 85 to 1155 and encodes 356 amino acids. The transcript has 4 exons. Lineage: Eukaryota; Viridiplantae; Streptophyta; Magnoliopsida; Solanales; Solanaceae. The record is from RefSeq and is a predicted model, not a curated record.
UACAUACAACUAGUGUAUUAAGUUAGGUAGAUAUGUCUCACUCCCAUCAAUAGCCGCUUCAAUUUCAGUUGAGUUUCAAUUUCAAUGGCAUCCGGAUCCGAGGAGGCUUCAAGAGUGAUCUAUUUCCGCAGUAUAGGUGGAGGUUUGCAUGAAUAUUACUGUAUUAAUUGUGAUUUCUUGGCGGAAGAAAGAAUUUGUCCGCUUACCAGUUUCACUUAUGAACGGGGAACAGGGUGGACGGUUACUGAUGAUUACAUCUACUGCAUCGGAGGAAUCAGGGAAACAGAGGACCUUGAAUACACAGUAUCUAAGGAAUUGCAUAAAUUUAAUACUAGAAACCCUAAUUCUACCUGGGAAAUAGUAUCUGCUCGAAGGAAUCUUCGUUGGUACAAGCCGCUUGUCUUUGCCUUUGGUAGGAGGAUCUAUGUUAUAGGAGGCGAUAGGUUUUCGCCCGACUAUGAAAUAGUCGAUGAGGAUUGGACACAUUUUGGUGAAUUUUACGACCUUGACACCCAAACGUGGCACAUUCUGUCGUUGGAAGUGGGAGAUAUCGAAAAGUUUGGUAAUUUUGGUACUACUUAUGCAGCCCUUAUGGAUAAAAAAAAAAUAGUUUUUUAUUCAUUUGGUGGAGGUUCUAUGUUGUUUUAUGAUGUUGUUACGGAGGAAUUGCGUUACGAGGAACAUCAUCCCAACUUGGAAUUGGGGAAAAAAGGUGUUCGACAAGGGCUCGAAGGUUGUAUGUAUCUAGAUGUUUUAUUCCGUGUUGCGAGAAAUAUGAAGGCGCUUGUAUGUUACUCGACAUUGUAUUGGUUUAGCUGUGAUCUGUGCUUAUAUGGGUAUGAUUUUUGUAAAGGAAGAUGGUUUCAAUCAAGAAGUCUUCGAAAAGAACUAAAUUGGCCACUUUCCCUUCAUAUUUCUCAGAUACUUGCUAUUCCACUAUUGUUUGACCUGUAUAAUGGAACAUUUCUAGUGAUGGCUGCUCUAGAUCGUAAAAAAUUGGGAAUGGCAAUCCUUGCAGUUCGCAAAGAGGAAGACUCUCUAGAUGUGUCCGUGCAAUCCUCCAAAAUUGCACCUGUUGACACUUUAAACCACAUCAACCCCGUGGAUGGGAUGGUUUAUGGGCGGAACUACAGGGGUGCAUGGGGGUUCAACUGAACCCCCUUCGUCGGAAAAAUUACACUGUAUAUAUAAGGUUUACGAAUGAAGGGUCUAUGCUUGGAAAAAGAAAUUUGCAAUGGAGGACUAAUGGUUUGACAUUGUUCAAUUUAACGCGUGCAAGCUUUGUACUUCAGCUGCGUGCAUCUGGUCCAAUCUGAUGGACUUGAAAACGAGUCAUCUUAACUUGUUGGGCUUUGAUGAUGAUUUGCUCCACAAAUUAAAAAAGUGAGAAAAAAAGAAUUUAAAAAAAUGUUUCGAAAUGAUUUCGCAGCAAUUUCCUAUCAAGAUAUAUUUCUCAGGCAUUUCUUUUGGCGGUGCGAGAACUUUGUUUAGGUUGAAUUUGUGCAAUUUGUAGUUGUACUAGCGUAGUACUUAGGUGGGUGCAACUGGUACAAUGUGAUAGACUCGUGCCAAUCUAUGUUUUAGUGUUUCUCCUUGAUAAGAUAGCAUAUUUUUGUGUUGA